Molecule: messenger RNA, 1307 nt
Organism: Atta colombica
Lineage: Eukaryota; Metazoa; Arthropoda; Insecta; Hymenoptera; Formicidae
Exons: 5
Coding region: 423-1262 (279 amino acids)
Source: RefSeq, a predicted model, not a curated record
UGUUUGUUCAACUAUAUAUCUAAUGAUUACAUCGUGAAUAUCAUGUCUGUGGAUGGCGCCAAUAUUAUCAUUACGAAAGUGUGUUUAGCAGUUUGCAACCCCUGCCUUCGUUACGCCGCGCCGCGCCGUGGCUUUCGAAGAGGAUAGCGGACGACAGCCUCGCAGCGGCCGGUGUUCGCGAUAAGCAGUGCAAAUUUAACGUUGCACUCUGUUGCCAAGAGGCAGAUAACAAUUUACGCGUUAAUAUAUUAGCCGACGUGCGUAUCUUUACGAGGGCGUGCGGUGCAAACAUUUCCAACUAAGACUUUGACAGCGCAAAUGUCGGUAAUGGUCAUUAACCUCGCAGCCCCGGGUAAGCGGCUUAAGGUAUAAAGGGUUGUCGCUCAUCCCGCUCGAUUACUCCGUUGAGAGAACUCGACGCUAUGGAAGUGACGCACUUCGUGUAUCUUCUCGUCGGUUUGAGCACGCUGUUAGUGCACGCUGAAAGGAAUGCCGAAGCCACCGAGGCACCGAUCACCGAAGAUCAGCAGAAGGUGUACGAUGAAUGCCGGAAUCCAGACUACAAAAAAUACGUAAAGUGUUUAAUGAGGCCAAAGAGACACGGUCAUCACACAAACCACGGAGACGGGCCGGAAACUGAUGCCACUUGUCUGGAAACGUGUCUAAAAAAGUGCGAACAUCACUUGGAUCUCGAUUGCGAAAAAAAAUGCGGCUACUGCACGAAAAGAACUAGGCAUAGACAUCAGAUCAUUACGGAAUACGAGACGGAAUGCGAAUCGGGAAACUGCAGUCCAUCUAAUGGCGGAUUAAGGACUACUAACAUAACGACGAACAUCGGCAUUAAUAAUGUCAUUAAUCCUUUCGGGGACGGUGGUGGUAAUGUUACUGGACUCAAUAUUUUUGCAAAUGGUACUAGGUGGGGUUUUCCUCCAGGAGCCUGCUGUCCACCUGGAGGUCCUUGUCGUCCUGGUAGUCCGCCCUGUUAUCCUGGAUCAAUACCAUCGCUUCCUAUAGUACCUCAAAUCUCGUUAGUACCGCAAAUUACAUACGGAGUAGGAUUUGGAGCCGCAGGUGGUUGCGCGUACAAUCAGUGGCUUUGUAUUCAACAAACUGGCGUACAGUUUCCAAGCGUGCAGCCCGAUUGCUCUGGAUGCGGCAAUCCUGUCUUACGCUACAAGUGUGACGUAAAUUGUUACGCAAUUUACAACACAGCAACUAAAACAUCUUGUAAAAGUCCGGAAUGUAUUGGUGGUUCCACGUAAAAAUAUGGAUUUAUUAAAGGCGAUUACUAGAAACGAAGAAUAUUU